AUGAUUCAGAAUCAGAUGUGGACUACACUGAAGAAACGGACAAUGUUAUUGACACCCCAGAAUGUCUUAGUUUUCUUCAAGGGACAACCAGCAGGAGUGGGAGAACAAUCAGGCUCAGCAACAAUACAAGAUUUAUUACUGCAGGCGCAGAAAGGAAAGGUAGUGGAUGAAAGUGGUAUACCACCUAGAAUACCAGAGACGGAGCAGAUGAUAGAGACAAAAAGAGACCAGUACAAAACAACAGCUCUAAAGCCAAAGCAGUCUGCAGAUACUCACACAGCUAUAAGAAGUAAACAGCCUAGUGCAUCAGCAUCACCUUCUUCACAACAAACCCUAAGAUUUAACAAUGAACCAACAUCACCUUCACAUGAAAUAGAGACGGAGCAGAUGAUAGAGACAAAAAGAGACAAGUACAAAACAACAGCUCUAAAGUCAAAGCAGUCUGCAGAUACUCACAUAGCUAUGAGAAGUAAACAGCCUAGUGCAUCAGCAUCACCUUCUUCACAACAAAUCCUAAGAUUUAACAAUGAACCAACAUCACCUUCACAUGUUGUUAUAUCUUUGCAGUACACUAAUGGUCUGACUAUGGUUAUACACUGUUGUAUAACAUUAGUUUUCUUGGGCAUUUUCACCUUGUUUAUGGGUGUACCAUUUAAGAUUGAACAGGCUGUUGAUCAUAUUUCUAGUGAGGAGAAUGUGAUAAGGACUGUUUUUGCGAUGUUUGUAUGGCUUAUGUCAUUUUUGUUUGUAUACACAUCUGGACUGACAAUCGAGAGUGAUAUUCUAGCACCUAAUGUUGUGAAUGAUAUUGUUGAACCAAAUACACCUCUGGGUAAUUCAGGAAUUAUAGCCUCUUUUUCGAUUGGUUUCCUGUUUGGAAGAUUAACAACACCAGUCAUGAUGUCAGAUGGUACAAUGAUGGCAGCCGGCCAGAUGAUGGGAAUGAAUAUGAUGAACGCAGUUAGCAAUUUAAUGACAGGAGGAACAGUGCCACCUGUGGUGCCAGUGGCUGCAGCGACGUUGGCACCAACGUUGCCCACCCCAGCACAGAGUAUUUAA
Molecule: messenger RNA, 1059 nt
Organism: Mytilus trossulus (common blue mussel)
Lineage: Eukaryota; Metazoa; Mollusca; Bivalvia; Mytilida; Mytilidae
Exons: 8
Coding region: 1-1059 (352 amino acids)
Source: RefSeq, a predicted model, not a curated record